AUGCAGUGCUUGGCUGUGUUGGAGGUCACCAAGAAAGACUUCCUGGCUGUCAUGUGGAAGCUAAGUGGGCUGGGGAUGGAGUCGGAUGAUCGACAGGAGGCUCUGCUGAGAGCUCUGCAGCAGAGAGCGGUGCAACAGGUUCAGAUGGGGGUUGUGAUCCUGUCAGCCAACCGUAAGGAUAAAUACGAUUGCGUGAAGAAGUACCUGUGUGUGGACUGUCCCACUCCAAGCCAGUGUGUGGUGGCUCGCACCCUCAGCAGACCUCAGACCCUCAUGACCAUAGCCACAAAGAUCUCCUUGCAGAGGAACUGCAAUAUAUAAAUAUAUAAAUAUCUGAUCUUGUAACUGAUCAACAGUGGCACCUCCUAACCCUGAUGUUAUUCUAUUAAAACAUUGUUUUAGUGACUUCUCCUGCUCUUUCAGUUGAAGCACCUGAUGAUGUUUGUAUCGACUGCUACCACGACAGUGCCGCAGGAAAGAGAUCCAUCGGUGCACUGGUGGCCAGCCUCAACCCGGGCAUGUCCAGGUACUUAAAGCAUGACUUGUGUGGACUCUGUAAACAGCUUUAAGAAGGCUUGUGUUUAAUGAACUAGAUUUUAGAUUUGAACUUUUCCACCAGUCUUCAGAAGAGAGGGCAUUACCCUUUGUGGUUCAUCGUAACUUUAGGAGAGAGAAAAAGUACAAUAUCGUUCUUUUAAAAUGAUUAAAAAUGGUUCUCUUAAUCUCACACACUGUUCUCUGUAUUUCCAUUUCCUUCCGGUUGAAGGACAGAAUCACAAUUUUUUUUAGACUUGAAUCCUCUGAACGUUGUUUUCCUCGCUGCUACCGCCACCUUCAUCUUCCUCAUAAAGGGUCUGGGCCAUGCUCUGUAUGCUAUGUGCUCUGUAUGCUAU
Messenger RNA from Ictalurus punctatus (channel catfish), 893 nucleotides. Its product is annotated as piwi-like protein 1. Lineage: Eukaryota; Metazoa; Chordata; Actinopteri; Siluriformes; Ictaluridae. Gene Ontology annotation, molecular function: nucleic acid binding. Bases 1 to 321 code for a protein of 106 amino acids. The record is from RefSeq and is a predicted model, not a curated record. The transcript has 3 exons.